AAAAAUACAAUAUAUAAAACCCAAAAGAAACAAAUUUAUUAUAACAAAUUUGCAAAAUGAAAUCAUCAAUACACAAAAUAAAUUCUUAACAGGAAUCAACAUAAACAGUUAUAGGAACAAGACGUGCUACCAGUCUAAUGUGCCUUUUGCCUUUCACUUGAACCUCAGCAGUCCUAACUCAACUGUCCUUACUAGGAUGAAUUGCAGUGAUUUUUCCAAUUGGCCAGCAUUACGCCUGCCCAUCAACAAGAGAUUAGGGGUAAUUGGAUCAAGGUCUGCCACAUCUGAAGAAACAUAACCUGAAGGUCUUGAAUUAAGCAUUCCUUCAAUCUCAAUUAGAACAUUCCGCAGCACUUCCUCAGAAACGAUUGAGUUCCCAAAGCUUUCUCUAAAGCCACCUUAACGGAUCAGACCUCCCAUUCCCAUGAUGCUCCAAAAUGAAGUGCAGAAGGGGGAAUACAUUUGAAGGAGAUUUGCUGUUUUGCAAACACUGUCUGCAACUCAGGUAUCAGGGUUUGAUAGGCUUCCAUAAAAUAUUGUGUUGCACAGGAAUGGUAAGUUCUACAUGAAGAACAGCAGACAAUUUGGCACCUACUAAUGCUGCACAUAACUCAAGUUGAGGAAUCGACAGUUGCUUCUUUGGGGUGACACGAGAUUUAGCCAGAAGAAAGGAGACAUGCAACUUGCCUGUACUAAAUUCUGUAUGUAGAUAAGCUACUGCACCAUAAGACUGUUCUGAUGAGUCACAAAAUAUGUGAAUCUCUCUAACAGCAGCAGUCUCUCUAUAGUGAGGGGUAUAGCAUCGAGAAAACAUUACAAUGGGCAACAUUUGAAGUUUGGUUUCCCAUUAUCGCCAGGACUUCAAGAGCUCAUUAGGUAAGUUGGUGUCAUCCCAAUCACGUGUUUUGUCCCACAAAUGCCGAACAAUAACCUUAGCUCUAGUAGUAAAAGGAAGGAUGUAGCGCAAAUGAUCAUAAUGACUUGCAAGUAUUUUAUAUAUGUAACGCAUGGUAGGCACAGUUGACUUAAUGGCUCUGUGUUUGUAGCCCAAAACAUCAAAAAGACAGUUCCACUGGAGACCCAAGGUGGCCUUUGAAGGGUCAGCAGAAGGGUCAUGAGCAAACUUGUAAGUUCUGUUUGUUCUGAUCUGGCUUCUGAAGGCAAAUAUUGGAUGACAUCAGGAUCAUUACUGGCCCACUGAUGAAUUUCAAAACCUCCCGAAGCCAAUACUAUGCGGAGAUUUUCAAUGAGACUCUUAGCUGAUAAGUACAGAGGACAGUCAUUUAAUAUAGCCAGCUUUCAACAAGUUCUGGAUUUAUCAUUAUAUGUCUGAGCCUGCUGUGGUUCUUUCAAGAGGCACAUUUCAGUUACAGAGCCUAGACAUAGCUGACUUUAUUGGGGCUUUCAUGGGUGCCCAAACACUUGCACAAAUCAGAGGUGUAGCAUACCUGUCAAUUCCACCCAUAGUAACUCUGGUUACUUUCUUGCUUGGAAUGGACAACUAGUUUAUCACUCCUUGGGGUUACAACAUCAUGUUGCCACAACUUCUCCACAACUAUAUUUACAAAUUCUUGUAAAUAUCAUCUGGCAAAGAACUGUAAGAAGUGUAAUUAGAACAAGUGACAGGUGGAUUUAGGAUAUCUCUGGCAGGCCCCUGAAGAGUCCAGCCAAGUCGGGUUCUUAUAGAUGCAUGAGGGCCAGACUUCACAGGUUGGAUAGGAGUUAUCAGAUGAGUAUAUUCUGCACCGAUUAGCACCAAUGGAGUCACAUUGUCAAGCUGCUGAAUGGGCAGUCUUUACAAAUAGGUGUAACGACACUGAAGAAAUGUCACAGGAUGAGAAUGCUCAGACAAAGCAAGAUGGUCAGCAGUAAAGGCAUGACUUGUUUGCCAUUGCAGAGAUUACAAGGGUUUACAGGGGAGUUGCAAUCCAAAUUCAAAUUUCAAAUUUCAAUUUGUUGAUUUUCAGUGAGGUUUAGGAAAUCACCACAUGUACUGAUGUGAUUCUCAGUGGAACUACAACAAGCACAAACAGGAAGACAUUGAGUGGAACAACUGAGUGGCCAUUCUACCACCUGCAGAGAGCUUAACUUCCGCUUUAGGAAAGUCUCCUUUAUGAGAAUUUUUUUUACACCAUGAAGAACUGUUGUAGCUUUAACCAAAUGAGAUGCCUGCCUCUGUCUAUCAGCUGGAGGCAGCCAAAAUCUCUUUAGCUGACAGAGAGACUCAAUUUGAAGCCAGUCUAAAAGAUUGUAAGAGAAUGGACCCUGAUUUACUCUUUUCAUAGACCUCUUGAAUUCACAAAACUGCUCACUAGGUAGCUUUCCCAAAAGUCUCUCAACAUGAGAGCCACAGGUGAGCUCAGAAAGACCAUCACGGCCCAUAGAUUGAAGUAGUCCUUCAAGUGCUUGGAUGUGCAGAGAGAACUGAACCAAUGCUUGACCAUCUGUUGUUGUUGUUGUUUGAUUAAUAUUAACGACACAGACAGGAGCAGGUAUAUAUUCACUUUAAGACCUACUGUAAUGAGCGGAUCCAACACUGACACAUGUCCCAAACUUGUUCACUCAAGACAUACGUGCCAAGAUGGACAUUUAGGCAUAAUUAUGUGUGUAUUUGACUGUUCAAGGGCAAUAAGCCUAGAAAUAUGCACGCGCGAGCGUUGACAGGCGGCAAACACAUGCACAGAAUCCGCAGCCAGUCAGUCAGUGUGUCAGAGCCGAAUUGAGUUUGUGUAGCCUAUACAGCACUUUUAUCAACUCUUUUUAGUACUAUCAGGCAUAUCAUACUUUUUAUUUGUCAUUCAUCCAUGUCACAUAAUCGCUUCGCCUGCUCCUUGGAUGCAAGACGACAGGUGAGAAAGAUUCGCUUUCACACAGGCCACAUAGCCUAUACUUUAUUUUUUUUCUACAGUAAACUGUAAUUUGUUUAUAUUACUAUAGUUGUUAUAUUAGGCCUACCACAGCAACUAUAUACCACAACAAAUUAAUUCAAGUACUUUACUAUAGUAUGGUUCAAAAACACUAUAGUAUGUACUAUAAAUUACUACAGUAUUUUUUCAUCUGGGAUAUUAGUACUAUCACGAUUACUUAGAGUAGUAACGCACAAUGUGAUACUAUAGCAUUUCGAAGGUUUCACGUUUUCAUUUAAUUUCAUAAAUGUAAUGUUAACUUAGUCACCUUAAACGGCGAACGUAAGUGUACUGUAUGUACUGUAACUGUGCCAUCAAUUUUCUAGCCAGAUGUGAUGCUGCGGACAAUUAACAGAUGUUGACUUACCUUUUUCUCACUUUUGCACUGAAUCUAAACUCUCAACGAUCGUAAGACGCUGCAAUAAACAAUCACGAUCCUACUUUUAAGUGUCAUAAGAUGCUUGUGCUCAUCACUGAUAGAUGUCAAUCACCUUUUGGAGUUAGUGCUUGCAGCAUCUGAGGCCUGUGAUUGAUAGUCUACGGUCGCGAUCUGCAAUUGGAUUGGUAGUCGACAGUCAGAGUCCCCAAUCAGAAGGCCAAAUUGACUCAAUUAGACCGCCAAGCUUCUCCGGCCUCUGAUUGGUAGUCUACAGUCGAGGCCGGGCUUUUGAUUGGUAGUCUACAGCCAAUCAGAUGGCAUAAAAGUCUACAGUCACCACUUUGCGAGGUGCAUACCGUAAUAUAAGCAAUACUUUCACAAUGAUUUAUAUCUACUAUAUUCACGCACGUAUAUACUUUCCCACGCAAAUAUAUGCAAAUAUACUGCCAAAAAUAUACUGCAUCUUUGACGAUCUAUCGUUCAGCAUUUGUGGUAAGACUGAUGUAUUACAAUAUUCACACAAAGUUAUAAAGUAUAUAAAUACUUGUAUUUUUGUUGAUUUUAUUCCGUAAAUUGUCUGACUACUAUUGUCUGGCUACUAUUGUGACCGUUGCAUUCAUUGAAGGGCCUUAUUAAAAUUAGCCAUACUGACCAUACUUUCUACAAAUAAUAAUGAAAAAUAUAAUUAAAUAUGUUUUAAUUAAAAUAUAGUUUUAUAUAAUAUAGUUAAACCAUGGUAACAGCAAAUUAAGUAUGGUUGCUACACUUUUACUACAAUAAAACAUGUUUACUACACUUUUACUACAAUAAAACAUGGUUACUACACUUUUACUAUAAUAAAACCCUGGUUAAUUUUCAUUAGGGAGGCCUGUCAGUAAUGCACCCUUACUCCAGAUCAAAGUUCUUUUCAAUUUUAGGCUUAGAUUUUUUUUAAAAUAGGCAACAAUCCCUUCUUAAGACGCCAAGGAAGCCAAGUCACUGGCUUCUCGUAACAUCUGCUAUGAGAAGAACACGGUCCUGGAUAUAAGGACGGCUUGUGAGGAAGGUCUGUGUGAGGAACAUCUUGGCACUAGGGCUGUUGAUGUGUUUACACCCUAUGUUUACACAGCAGCAUAGACUUUUUUGUGCUUGUCAUUAAAGGCAUUACAAUUUCUGUCUUCAGCCAAAAAGAGAUGUCAGGCUAUUACCUCGACACCAUCAGAGGUGCAGUACCUUGGCCAGCUAUGUAUAACAUUUGGCAAAUACAACGGCCAAAGUUUUAAAUGGCUGGUGGAGAACGAUAUUGGCUACAUUAAGUAGUAAGUAUGUUGCAAUACACAGAAUCAAAAUUUUCAUAAUUUGUUUUUUCAUAAACUAAUUAUCUUAUGUGAUAUUUUAGUCUCCUUGGUCUCCACAUCAAGGAAAGCCACCAUGCCAACAAAAAAGGAAGCCAAGUUGACUGGGUGAAGGACCUCCUGCUGCGGUAUGUGCAGCUGCUUCCACAGGUCUCCUGCCACCUCGAGAUCAAUGUGGACAGGGCCAUUUAUGGGCAGGUCCUUCACCUUCUUGGAGAUGUGGCAGUGGUACAGCCUGCACAAGGUCCUUCAGGCUGACCCACAAGCAGGGACGAACCACGAACGAAAAAUGUCUCAGGAGGCGUCAUGCUCUGCGCAGCAGUGGACAUCACCGUGGAGGAGGACAUCACCACAAAGUCACUGAAGCGCUUCAGGCGAUACAUUCUUGACAAAGAGAUUUAAGAACCCCCCACAGGGCAGGGCCCCUCCCUCAGCGGCUGCCAGCUCCAGCUCAUCAGGACCCAAAGAUGAUGCUGGUUGGACGGAUGAUAUCACAGCAGGGGAUGCAGGGGGUAAAAAGAAAAGUAAAAAAAGUCUCAAGAAAAAAAGGGCCAUCCAGCUCCUCUACAGAAGACACACACAGAUGUUACUACUCCACUGUCAGCUGUAAGUCCAUAGUUUAUACAUUACAAUUACCUGUUACAUCCCCCCUGGUUCCUGGUGGGGCAGCGUAAAUAGGGAGGCCGCAAAAAAGUAUGCUUAGGUAAAUUAAUUUUUUUUUUUACUAAUACACUUAUCAUUUUAAGGUUCUUGCAUCAGCUCCUGAUGUCGAACAUCAGAGGACAUCUGAUGUGGCUGGAGCAGAUGUGGCUGGUGCAGAUGUGGCUGGUGCUGAUGUGGCUGGAGCAGAUGUGGCUGGAGCAGAUGUGGCUGGUGCUGAUGUGGCUGGAGCAGAUGUGGCUGGAGAAGAUGUGGCUGGUGCAGAUGUGGCUGGUGCAGAUGUGGCUGGAGCAGAUGUGGCUGGUGCUGAUGUGGCUGGUGCAGAUGUGGCUGGAGCAGAUGUGGCUGGAGCAGAUGUGGCUGGAGCAGAUGUGGCUGGAGCAGAUGUGGCUGGUGCAGAUGUGGCUGGUGCUGAUGUGGCUGGAGCAGAUGUGGCUGGAGCAGAUGUGGCUGGUGCUGAUGUGGCUGGAGCAGAUGUGGCUGGAGAAGAUGUGGCUGGAGCAGAUGUGGCUGGAGCAGAUGUGGCUGGAGCAGAUGUGGCUGGUGCUGAUGUGGCUGGAGCAGAUGUGGCUGGAGCAGAUGUGGCUGGUGCUGAUGUGGCUGGAGCAGAUGUGGCUGGAGCAGAUGUGGCUGGAGCAGAUGUGGCUGGUGCUGAUGUGGCUGGAGCAGAUGUGGCUGGAGCAGAUGUGGCUGGAGCAGAUGUGGCUGGAGCAGAUGUGGCUGGAGCAGAUGUGGCUGGUGCUGAUGUGGCUGGAGAAGAUGUGGCUGGUGCUGAUGUGGCUGGAGCAGAUGUGGCUGGAGCAGAUGUGGCUGGAGCAGAUGUGGCUGGUGCUGAUGUGGCUGGAGCAGAUGUGGCUGGAGCAGAUGUGGCUGGUGCUGAUGUGGCUGGAGCAGAUGUGGCUGGAGCAGAUGUGGCUGGAGCAGAUGUGGCUGGUGCUGAUGUGGCUGGAGAAGAUGUGGCUGGUGCUGAUGUGGCUGGAGCAGAUGUGGCUGGAGCAGAUGUGGCUGGAGCAGAUGUGGCUGGAGCAGAUGUGGCUGGUGCUGAUGUGGCUGGAGAAGAUGUGGCUGGUGCUGAUGUGGCUGGAGCAGAUGUGGCUGGAGCAGAUGUGGCUGGAGCAGAUGUGGCUGGAGCAGAUGUGGCUGGUGCUGAUGUGGCUGGAGAAGAUGUGGCUGGUGCUGAUGUGGCUGGAGCAGAUGUGGCUGGAGCAGAUGUGGCUGGUGCUGAUGUGGCUGGAGCAGAUGUGGCUGGAGCAGAUGUGGCUGGAGCAGAUGUGGCUGGAGCAGAUGUGGCUGGUGCUGAUGUGGCUGGAGCAGAUGUGGCUGGAGGACCCCAAGACAAAGCCACUGGAAGGCAAGCCUGCAACCUUUAGCCAAAAAAGCGUAAUGGCUAAUGCUAACGCUCCGCCUCCGGCAGACAUCUACACCAGGUGGUGUGUGAAGAAAGCACAGAGGAUCUUCAGAGACUCCAGCCACUCGAGCCGUGUGCUGCUCUCACCGUUACCAUCAGGCAGACAUUACUGCAGCAGACUGCAAGACAAGUUCUUUCCACGGGCAAUCAGACUGUACUGA
Molecule: messenger RNA, 6848 nt
Organism: Megalobrama amblycephala (Wuchang bream)
Lineage: Eukaryota; Metazoa; Chordata; Actinopteri; Cypriniformes; Xenocyprididae
Exons: 4
Coding region: 5385-6848 (487 amino acids)
Source: RefSeq, a predicted model, not a curated record